Molecule: messenger RNA, 883 nt
Organism: Papaver somniferum (opium poppy)
Lineage: Eukaryota; Viridiplantae; Streptophyta; Magnoliopsida; Ranunculales; Papaveraceae
Exons: 4
Coding region: 170-757 (195 amino acids)
Source: RefSeq, a predicted model, not a curated record
AUAAAAACGGUUCAUUUUUGGGAUUCUUUCAUCUUUGUUUGUGUUGUGGAUCACCAAAAAAGAAGAGAUUUAUUGAUUCCAUCAGAAGACAUUAAACGUUUCCAGAAAAAACGUUUAAAAAAAAAAUUUGAUUCCAGAAAAAACGCACUCGCUAUCAAAAUUCACAUUCAUGUGUUUGGAGAUUCAUUCAUAUGAUGAUGAAAAUAAUCUUAUUCGAUUGCUAGAAUUAAAAUUAGGCCCACGACGUAAGGUUAAAUCUUUUUUUAUUAAGAGGGUUAUUAAUAUUUCCAUAAUGGAAGAAGGUUACAAACACCACAGCCACUGGAUGUCUUUGGAUGGGAUGAGACUGAGAUGGUCGGAUCACUUGUUUGUCUCUCAAAAUGUUAUCCAUCCUUCCAAAGCUCCGAAAUCUAUGUUGUUUUGUAUUAUAGAUUAUGUUUUAUUCAAACUAUGCAGGAUGGAUCUGAUAUAUGCCGAAGCACCCUUUAGUCCUAGAGAGCUUCUCUUAGAGAAGCAAAAACUCUUCCAGAGCAUUCAGAAACACAACCAUCUUAAAGGGAGAUAUGAUAAGCUCACUUCGGUCAUUAUUCCCCUUGGAUUGGCACUCACUUGGAGUCAUGAUUGCUCAAGGGAUAUACAAUAUGUCUCACGGGAUUGGGAAGAAGGAAUGAAGAAAAUACUUCCUUGCUUGGCAGGAAAGAAUAAUGGCAUUGGUUGGUGCGGCAGAACUUCAUGUGUAUUUUUGGAUUCCUCUUGAUAUUGUCCACCGUCCUAGUCAAUUUUUACUUAAUUGAAUUGACUUUAUAACCCGUUCGGUUGGGAGAAUUCCUAUGAAUCCAAUUCCCAGGGAAUGCUCCCAAUUCCUUGAACCAAACGGGGCUAA